AUGCACGCGGGCUGGAACGGGCCACAAGCUGAGCCGUGCGGGCUGAGCUAUGAGAGGCGCAAGCUUGAACGCGGGCCACACGGGCUGAGACGGCUCGUGUGUUUUUCCUGCUCUUGCGAUGGGCUGCUCGCGCGAUCUUGGGCCUGCACUCACUUAGGCUUCACAUGUGCAACUGGGCUCGCUCAUAGUGGACACGGACCGCGCGCUUGGACUGAAGAUAGGCCUCAGCUGGGACGCGCGAUUUGGGACCUGGGCUGCGCGCUGGAAGGAGGCCUGCCGGACCUUGGCGCGGACUGCAGCGCUGGGAAGAUUCCGGCGAGUUGUCGGAGGUCGCUGGAGCUCCGGCCGAUCUGGCAACUAUCCAAGAAUGGAGAGUUUUCAGUCCUUAAGUCUUACUCUUUCCUGAUGGCCAGUAAAGUUCUGAAGACAAACAGUGCAGAAGAAAGAAACUCAGGUAAACACAAUAAGGAGAUUAAGCAUUUUCAAUGGAAAUGCUUUUCUGGUGUUCUACCAGUGAGCAUGAAUGGGAUUGAGAUUGAUGUGAUUUGUAAGAAUUGUGGGGAGACUAAGGAAUCUAUUGAGCACCUAUUUCUCAAAUGCAGCAAGGCCAGGAGAGUUUGGAAGCUAUCUCCUCUAUCUUGGGAUGGAAUUCAAGUGGAUAAUUGCAACUUUAGGGAUUUGUAG
Molecule: messenger RNA, 684 nt
Organism: Striga asiatica
Lineage: Eukaryota; Viridiplantae; Streptophyta; Magnoliopsida; Lamiales; Orobanchaceae
Source: the annotation of a GenBank genome assembly